AUGGCGACAACUAUCUCUGUCGUCGUUUUUCGGGGAGAUCCAGUUGACUGGGAUAUGUACCGCCACACGGCGCUUCAUGUUCAGUAUGCAGAUGGCGAAGACAUGAUCCUGCACGUCACUGGAGCGCACCCAUUUUUCGAAUACACGCCGAUGAACAACCAUCCAAAAGACUUGAAAAUGGCUAUAGUAGCCUCUAUUCUCGUCUCAACUCUACCAGACUGGAUCACUAAAUCUAUGAUUCAGAAUGCUUGCGCAGCAACCCCGGUCCGAAACGAUCCUCGCCACACGGACUGGAACUGCUAG
This is a messenger RNA of Penicillium pulvis, 303 nucleotides long. RefSeq lists its product as uncharacterized. The transcript has a single exon. The record is from RefSeq and is a predicted model, not a curated record. NCBI's taxonomy places the organism in Eukaryota, Fungi, Ascomycota, Eurotiomycetes, Eurotiales, Aspergillaceae. The coding region runs from base 1 to 303 and encodes 100 amino acids.